This is a messenger RNA of Schistosoma guineensis, 2493 nucleotides long. NCBI's taxonomy places the organism in Eukaryota, Metazoa, Platyhelminthes, Trematoda, Strigeidida, Schistosomatidae. The record is from the annotation of a GenBank genome assembly.
AUGGCUCGUACUUGCUCUAAUUUUUUUUGGGUGACAAAGAAAAAUAUUCUGCUUUUUUGGCGUUCGUGGUUCCAGGCUAUCUUUGUAAUUGUUGUUCCUUUGCUCUUAGUAAGUGUUCUUGUUUUCUUACGUGGAAGGGCAACAAGAGAGGUAGUAAAACAGCCUUUAAAUUGGUCUUCCUUUCGUGUAGAUAGUGGUUUUUAUUUUUCUCAUAAAUAUGUGGCAUACGCUCCCAAUGAUACACUAAAUCUCCAACUCAUGAACGCGGUUCAUAUGUAUACGAAUUUACAACCUUUUGGCUUUAAAACGGAAGAUGAUGCUAUUGCGUUCUUUCAGAGCAAUGAUGUCAGAUCCAAAGAAACAUUAGGAGCCGUGAUCUUUGAUCCUUUUUCCAAUUUGAGUGUGGCAAGUUAUACCAUAAGACUUCGCUCAAAAAAUGACUGGUCUACGAGAGUGUUAUUCCCAAUGUUUUUCAAAGGCGGCCCAAGGUCUAAGGAUAUUGCAGCGUCUCCUCCAAACUAUAAGGAAGAAUUUUUAGUUUUACAAUAUGCUAUAGAUCGCUCCUUAAUCAACAUAAAUUGCAAAGUGAAUGAUUCCUCCCAAAAAUUGAAGGUCGUAUUACAACGAAUGCCGUUUCCACCUUAUAUCAAAGAUGAGUUUAUAAUUAUCAUCCAAAAGCAACUGGCACUUAUGUUGAUAUUGGGCUUCAUUUUCCCAACAUUGUAUUGCACUCGACUUAUCCUGAUCGAAAAACAACGAGGAAUGAAAGAAAUGUUAAAGCUCCUGGGAUUAGGAGAAUCAACGUAUUGGUUUUCCUGGCUGAUUACAAACUUGUUUGUGUUUACUCUCAUUAGCCUCUUUCUUAGUAUUUUACUCUGUUUCCAAUUAUCAGGAAAUGGCCCUAUUUUGGGGCUAUCAAAUCCAUUCCUUAUUUUUUUGUCAUUGCUCUUAUACGGUAUCAGUAUUUUUACGUUUGGAUUUGCUCUUUCUACUUUAUUCAACUCUGCUCAUACUGGUGUGGCAAUAGUUUGUACAGUUCUGAUUGUUAUCUCAUUACCUUACCCACUUUUGGAACGACAUUAUAAUGAACUAAACAUAUUCAUUAAAAUGUUUGCUUGUUUAUUACCCAGUUUAGGCAUGGGUUUCUUAUGCAUUUUAAUUGGGCAAUUCGAGGGCGCAGGUUUGGGUGUACAAUUCUCAUCUUAUUUCAAACCAGCUUCUCCAGAUGACAGUCUAUCUAUUCAUCUCCUCUGCUCAAUGUUUAUUUUCGAUUCUAUUGUAUUUCUGAUACUUACUCAUUAUAUAAGUGCUGUUUGGCCUGGAAAAUACGGUAUUCCCAAACCAUGGUACUUCCCAUUUCUCUGUUUAUGUAGGCGAAAACUAACUUUCGAAGUCCUGCUUGAUAACCCAAAGCCGAAUGAGAUGACAAGAAAUGUAAAAGAAACAACAAGAUUACUCUCUUUACCAAAUACUGAUGGUAGAAAUGAAGAGUUGCAAACAAACCAACAAAUAAACAUUAAUAAUACUGAGUUUAUUCCAUCAGAUCCAUUUCCUGAGAAAAACGAACCUUUACUUGAGCAUAAUGAUGAUGGCGAUGACACACUUGAACGACUAUCUGCACCAAGUUCGGACAUGCAUGAAUAUUUCGAAAGCGAACCUAUUGGUUUACAAGUUGGGAUUGCAAUUGAUCACUUAUGUAAAGUCUAUUCUAACAAGCAAUCUACGGUUGUUGCUGUGUCUGGUUUAACAAUGAACAUUUAUGAAGGCCAAAUAACUGUACUUCUAGGGCAUAAUGGGGCUGGUAAAACUACGACUCUAUCCAUACUGACCGGUUUAUAUCCACCCACUUCUGGUACAGCUUAUAUAUAUGGUCAUGAUAUUCGUAAUAAUAUAGAAGGUAUUCAUGGAAAUCUUGGUUUUUGUUCACAACACGACGUUUUAUACGACACAUUAACUGUUGAAGAACAUCUUUAUCUGUCUGCUCACCUCAGAGGCUGUGAUAAUUCCACUGUCGAACAACAAGUGGAAAGAACUUUGAGAAAGAUUUAUUUGCGUGACAAAAAGAGUGAGUACACAAAAACAUUGUCUGGUGGAAUGAAACGGAGACUAUCUAUUGGAAUGGCCCUAAUAGGUGAUUCUAAAGUUCUUAUAUUAGACGAACCUACCUCAGGAUUGGAUCCUGAUGCACGUCGUCAAGUGUGGGAUAUACUGCAAGCUGAGCGUCAACAGAAAACAAUCCUAGUUACUACACACUAUAUGGAUGAAGCUGACCAUUUAGGUGACCGUAUCGCAAUCAUGGCUGGCGGUGAACUCAAGUGUUGUGGAUCACCACUGUUCUUGAAAGCAAAAUAUGGUGCCGGUUACUUACUGUCUAUCGUCAAACAAUCCAGUUGUCCAUCUGAUUAUGUAUUAAAACAAGUUAAACAUCACAUCCCUAAUGCAUUUAUACACGCAGUGAUUAUGGUGAAGAGAUCCGCAUACUGCUACCAUUAG